Molecule: messenger RNA, 2094 nt
Organism: Bubalus bubalis (water buffalo)
Lineage: Eukaryota; Metazoa; Chordata; Mammalia; Artiodactyla; Bovidae
Gene: FGGY
Product: FGGY carbohydrate kinase domain containing
Exons: 18
Coding region: 206-1957 (583 amino acids)
Biological process (GO): carbohydrate metabolic process
Molecular function (GO): kinase activity; phosphotransferase activity, alcohol group as acceptor
Source: RefSeq, a predicted model, not a curated record
GCGGGGCCGCGCCUCAGCUGCCCCUGUGGACCGCCCAGUCCAAGCCCGGUGGGGCUCCGCUCAGCAACCUGCAGAGCCCUGAUAGCUAAAAUGUAAUUUCAGAUUGGACAACAUGUCUAAGUUAUUGGAAACAGUUUGAUCCUCUUGCAUCCUGCUUUGUUGAGUAGGACUCAUGCUUCUUCGCUGCUGAGGUGGAGGGAUAGCAAUGCCCGGUGGAGAUGAACCCAGGAGCUACUAUGUGGGCGUGGAUGUGGGGACCGGCAGUGUCCGAGCAGCCCUUGUGGACCAGAGGGGCACCCUCUUGGCUUUUGCAGACCAGCCCAUCAAUCAGUGGGAGCCUCAGUUCAACCACCAUGAGCAGUCGUCCGAGGACAUCUGGGCCGCAUGCUGUGUUGUCUCAAAGAAAGUUGUACAAGGGGUCAGUUUACACCAAAUUCGAGGGCUUGGGUUUGAUGCCACAUGUUCUCUGGUUGUUUUGGAUAAGCAGUUUCGUCCUUUGCCAGUCAAUCAUGAAGGGGAUUCCCAUCGAAACAUCAUCAUGUGGCUGGAUCACCGGGCGGUCAGUCAGGUCCACCGGAUCAACGAGACCAAGCACAGCGUCCUGCAGUAUGUUGGGGGUGUAAUGUCUGUGGAGAUGCAGGCCCCGAAGCUUCUGUGGCUAAAAGAGAACUUGAGAGAGACUUGCUGGGAUAAGGCGGGACAUUUCUUUGAUCUCCCAGACUUCUUAUCGUGGAAGGCAACAGGUGUCACAGCACGGAACUGCACAACAAAAGAAGCAAACUCACGUUUCUGUGGGAUCCCAGAAGAUAGCAUAAGAGAAGCACAGGCUGAGAUAACUGUACACGUCCACAUCUUGUCUCUCUGCUCCCUGGUGUGCAAAUGGACAUACUCUGCAGAGAAAGGCUGGGACGACAGUUUCUGGAAGAUGGUUGGUUUGGAAGACUUGAUUACAGAUAAUUACAGCAAAAUUGGAAACCAAGUACUGCCUCCUGGAGCUUCUCUUGGAAGUGGGCUCACACCAGAGGCAGCAAAGGACCUUGGCCUUCCUCCUGGAAUUGCAGUGGCAGCCUCACUGAUUGAUGCUCAUGCAGGAGGACUAGGAGUGAUUGGAGCAGAUGUGAAGGGGCACGGCCUCGCCUGUGAGGGACAGCCGGUGACGUCACGGCUGGCUGUCAUCUGUGGAACAUCUUCUUGUCACAUGGGCAUCAGCAAAAACCCAAUAUUUGUACCAGGUGUCUGGGGCCCUUAUUUCUCAGCCAUGGUCCCUGGGUUCUGGCUGAAUGAAGGUGGUCAGAGCGUUACUGGAAAACUGAUAGACCACAUGGUGCAGGGCCAUGCUGCCUUUCCUGAACUACAAGCCAAGGCCACAGCCAGAGGCCAGAGUGUAUAUGCAUAUUUGAACAGUCACCUGGAUCUGAUUAAGAAGGCUCAGCCCGUGGGUUUCCUCACUGUUGAUUUACAUGUUUGGCCAGAUUUCCAUGGCAACCGGUCUCCCUUAGCAGAUCUGACACUAAAGGGCAUGGUCACUGGAUUGAAACUAUCUCAGGACCUCGAUGAUCUUGCCAUUCUCUACCUGGCCACAGUUCAAGCUAUUGCUUUCGGGACACGCCUCAUUAUAGAGGCCAUGGAGUCAGCAGGGCACUCGAUCAGCACCCUUUUCCUGUGUGGUGGCCUCAGCAAGAAUCCCCUUUUUGUGCAAAUGCACGCGGACAUCACUGGCAUGCCUGUGGUCCUGUCGCAAGAGGUGGAGUCUGUUCUUGUGGGCGCUGCUGUUCUGGGGGCCUGUGCCUCGGGGGAUUUCGCUUCUGUACAGGAGGCAAUGGCAAAAAUGAGCAAAGUUGGAAAAGUUGUGUUUCCUAGCCAUGAGGAUAAAAGGUAUUAUGACAAGAAAUAUCAAGUAUUCCUGAAGCUGGUUGAACACCAGAAGGAGUAUGCAGCCAUCAUGAAAGGGGACUGAGCAGAGCUUGCAGGGGCUGAUGCCAGGUUUCAUAUCAUUGCAUCGGGGACCUCUGUCAUUUCACCUUACAUUCGAGACCCUUAGGUAUCAUUUCAUUCAUUUCUGCAUUGCCUUUUAAUAAAGGAAGCUGAGACAUA